AUGGCAUCAACAAAAUUCUCACUCGAGCAAGCGAGCAAUGCUAUUAGGGACACCGGCUUCUAUUAUGAGAUAGAUCCAGAGUUGGAGACGCCCCUGUCAGAAAUGGGACCGAAGAGCUGCCUAUCCGCAGAAGGUUUGGAGUUUUACAGACGCCAUGUUUUGAGAGACAAGCGCGCAAGAUCAAUCCUCGAGUCCUUCUUCCCUUUGUGCAGUCUUGCCCGAUACCGGAAAUUCCACAGUGAUGCAGGCCACAUCUUCCAGUUCAGAGGCGGGGGAGAGAAGGCGGGCCGACAUGUCCUGGUCAUACAACUAUGGGGUGAUGGAUCGCAAGUGACUUUUUUUGAUCGUUCUCACAUAUACGAGCUUCCGGGUGUUCAUGCCUCUAAUGGAUUGUGGGAGAUACCUUUUGCUGCCUUGGAAUCCUUAGGCUGUGGUGACGGCUCGGAAAUAUUUUUUGAGCACGGUGGCCUAAGUAUACAGGACGCCCGCGUGGCGUUCGAAAUUAAGAAAGGCACCCCGAUUGCGACUGUUUUUGCGACACGCGAUGUCAUCACGAGAUGGGCGAAAGUGGUUCUCCCAAGCACGCCGCAGAUCACAGAGAAGAUCGCCGAAUUGCAAAGAGAAAGCCCAAAAAUUGGAUAUCACUUUGAACUGGGUCCCCCCAUUCCCAACGACCCAUCCUCUUGCGCAAAGUAA
This is a messenger RNA of Penicillium daleae, 696 nucleotides long. RefSeq lists its product as uncharacterized. The transcript has 4 exons. Lineage: Eukaryota; Fungi; Ascomycota; Eurotiomycetes; Eurotiales; Aspergillaceae. The record is from RefSeq and is a predicted model, not a curated record. The coding region runs from base 1 to 696 and encodes 231 amino acids.